Homalodisca vitripennis (glassy-winged sharpshooter) is the source of this 608-nucleotide messenger RNA. Its product is annotated as modifier of protein aggregation 4. The coding region runs from base 153 to 347 and encodes 64 amino acids. Lineage: Eukaryota; Metazoa; Arthropoda; Insecta; Hemiptera; Cicadellidae. The transcript has 3 exons. The record is from RefSeq and is a predicted model, not a curated record. Gene Ontology annotation, cellular component: cytosol.
UGACUAUUCGUCAUCGGGAACGAAAGAGAAGAGAAGAGAAGAGAAGGUAGGGGGAGAGUCUGUUUGGCAGAAAUUUUUGUGAAAGCAAUUCAGUAGCCAAGAAGUUUUCUGGAAAAUUUGCUUGCUAGUCGGAGAUCAAGUUACAAUCCAAAAUGACACGGGGUAACCAGCGUGAAUUGGCAAGAGAAAAGAAUCAGAAGAAACAACAAGAGAUCAACAAAAAGAAAGCGGCUAAUGACAAAAAUUCCAAUAAAGGAAUGACUUUAGAACAGAGAAAACAGAGGGAUGCAGACAUGAUGAGAAUGAAGCAGCAGAAAGCAAUGCAGAAGGAAGGAACUGUCAGCUAAAACAGAAGUGUUUCAAGUCUCGGUCAAGUCACUCAAAAUCAUGAACUUUUAGAGCGUUAAAUUUUCUACAUGCUAGAUAGUGCCAUUUCUCACUAACUUGGAAAUAAAGAGCUGUAAAAAGCUUUGUUUGCACUUUUUUUAUUGAUUUAUUUAUCUGGGAAGCUUGACUGCAGUGAUCGUGUUGGACUCGUACGCUCUUGUACAGAAAUGUUCUUUUGAUUAUCUGUGUUAUUGUCUCUAAAUAUAAUGAUUAAAUAGAAA